GAGUGUAACCUCUCUACUGCCUAACCCACUCUACAUGGACGGGCUUUCGGAUUCCUGGCUCCAGCCCGCCAUCAAGCACGCCCUUCGGGCCUCGGGCGCCUCCUCUCGCGCACCUCUCGAUGACGCCACGACAAUAUCGAUAAGCGACGAGUUUGGCGCAAACCCGGGCAAAGAUCCGCGAUUCCGGAAGUUGGUCGAGGGCGUGCUGUACUCGAGGAGCUUCCUCCUUACGUAUAACGCUGUCCUGCUGGUCAUUCUGUUUGGCUUUGCGCUGGCGCAGUGGAGUGCUGUCUUGAGGAGAGCGUACCAGCGCCGAGCUGCUGUGACAAGAGCUGGGAAAGCGCGUGUUCUGGCUGCAAUCGAGGAUGGCGGUGCUGCUUCUUCUUCGUCGAGCAGCACCCUCGAGGGGACAGCCACUCCGCCGGAUGCUCCCAAGACCGACGAUGUUGUGGACGAGCGGGCCCCCUUGCUGUCAGGAGGCCAAAGAGGAACGAAGAAACAGUAUCUUUUGGUUCACGAUUUGUACAAGAUAUAUGCGUGGCUCAUGUAUCAACCUCGUCCGAUUCCGGUGAUAAACAAGACUCUGCCCUCCAACGGCGCCACUCUUGUCAUUUCGGCCUUCAUUGGGCUGAACGUCUUUUACAUGUUCUACCGCACACCACUGUCAAUCCCGAUGCUGUUCGUCUUUGCAGACCGCGCCGGUAUACUCUUUGUCGCAAACUUGCCCGUCUUGUAUCUCUUUGCGGCCAAGAACCAGCCCAUCUCUUGGCUUACCGGAUAUUCGUACGAGUCCUUGAACAUCUUUCACCGCCGCCUGGGUGAGGUUAUGUGCUUGCUCGCUUUCAUACAUGGAUGUGGAAUGCUAGGCGUUUGGUAUACGCUGCUCCACCCGCUCGGAUUCACUUUCGCCAGAUUCGUGCUCUCGCGGGUGAUCUUUCCGGGCAUUGGGGCUUUCUUUACCUAUGAGUUGAUAUAUGUCACGUCACUUGGGAGCUUCCGCCAGCGCUGCUACGAACUCUUCCUAUGCCUGCACGUCGUGCUCCAAACAGCGGCACUGGUCCUCCUCUUCCUGCAUCACAGCCGAGCCCGCAUCUACGUCGGAAUAGCACUGGGCAUAUUCCUAAUCGACCGGCUCCUCUUCCGCCUAUUGAUCAAAUCCACCACUCUCCGCGCGGACCUCCGCAUCCUCAAAGACGGCGAAACAGUGAUGCUCUCCGACAACUGGAGCAUACCAGCGCCGACACUGCUGCAACGCCUGCUCCAGCACAGCCCAGCACAAGGCUGGCAGCCAGGCGCGCACGUCUUCGUCACCGUCCCCGCCCUCAGCCGCCGCCACCUCGUGCAAGCGCACCCCUUCACCAUCGCCUCGGCCGCCCCCUCCGACACCGCCUCGACGCACGCCUGGCUCUCGCUCCUCAUCCGCGCCCGCGACGGCUUCACCCGCGACCUCGUCACGCACGCGCAGACGGCGUCGACCGCGCGCGUCCGCCUCGACGGGCCGUACGGCUCGGCCCGCCCGCUCGCGACCCUGCGCCCCGCGCGGCUUGCCGUUCUCGUCGCCGGCGGCUCCGGCAUCGCCGUCGCGUUUCCCCUGCUUUGGGCCCUGCUGAACCCGGCUUCCGCCGACGUCGAGGCGCUGCGGGGCGGGCCGGCCGCCGUGCCUCGUAAGGUCUGUCUGCUUUGGGUCGUGAGGUCGCGGGCGCAUCUGGAUUGCUUGCCGCAGGAGCGCCUGGAUGAGCUGAGGGAGUGGGGAGCGGAUAUUCUGGUGCCGGAUCCGACGGAGGAGAAGGGCCGCCCUGACGUCAGCCGUGUGGUAAGGGAGUGGGUUGAGCGGUAUGCUGCGGGUGAUGGGGGGCAUGAUAGCACUGGGGUGGUUGUUAGUGGGCCGGAUGGGAUGAACAGGGAUGUGAGGAAUACGUGCAGUCGUUUGGUGGGUGAAGGUCGGAGGGUGAAUGUUUCUGUAGAAAAGUUCGGAUGGUAAGUAAAUACGUAGUCGCUGGCGUUUUCCGGAUGCUAGGUUUUCUUAUUGGUAGUUGUAUGGUUCGAAACGUGGUUGGAUCGAUAAUGAUCGGUUCUGCCCGUGUAUACAGACUGCUUCAAAUGUAGGCGGGACAACCAUUUGAUGGUGAGAUUGAUGUAUUGUUGAUGUAGCUGUCGGGUUGGGUUUUGUCACUACUUGAAUCGAUCUCUGUCCAG
Aplosporella prunicola CBS 121167 is the source of this 2196-nucleotide messenger RNA. RefSeq lists its product as uncharacterized. Gene Ontology annotation, biological process: intracellular iron ion homeostasis; copper ion import; iron ion transport. The coding region runs from base 35 to 1981 and encodes 648 amino acids. Gene Ontology annotation, cellular component: plasma membrane. The transcript has a single exon. The record is from RefSeq and is a predicted model, not a curated record. NCBI's taxonomy places the organism in Eukaryota, Fungi, Ascomycota, Dothideomycetes, Botryosphaeriales, Aplosporellaceae. Gene Ontology annotation, molecular function: ferric-chelate reductase activity.